Messenger RNA from Aethalodelphis obliquidens (Pacific white-sided dolphin), 1042 nucleotides. It is a transcript of the gene GLRX, whose product is annotated as glutaredoxin. Gene Ontology annotation, molecular function: glutathione disulfide oxidoreductase activity. The record is from RefSeq and is a predicted model, not a curated record. Gene Ontology annotation, cellular component: mitochondrion. Lineage: Eukaryota; Metazoa; Chordata; Mammalia; Artiodactyla; Delphinidae. The coding region runs from base 78 to 398 and encodes 106 amino acids. The transcript is spliced from 3 exons.
CUGGCCAGGGCCCCGCUUUUCUCCCAAGCAAUACCUGCAAUCGAGGUUUCCUCCCCAGGAGAUAGCAGCCUGUGAGCAUGGCUCAAGCAUUUGUGAACAGCAAAAUCCAGCCUGGGAAGGUAGUUGUGUUCAUCAAGCCCACCUGCCCCUACAGCAGUAGGGCCCAGGAGCUCCUCAGCCACUUGCCCUUCAAACAAGGGCUUUUGGAAUUUGUCGAUGUCACAGCCCGCAGUGACACCAACGAGAUUCAAGAUUAUUUGCAACAGCUCACCGGAGCCAGAACGGUACCUCGGGUCUUCAUCGGUCAAGAGUGCAUAGGUGGAUGCAAUGAUCUAGUAAAUAUGCAUGAGAAAGGGGAGCUGCUGACAAGGCUAAAGCAAAUUGGAGCUCUACAAUAAUUAUAGCAGAGCAGACCCCAGGCUGAUAUCCCCCUUGAGAGCUGGAUGGCAUUGCAGAUACUGACAGCACUUCCUGAUGGAUGGACCUGGGGCUACGUUUACCCAGCUACAGCAACUGUUUACUUAAAAGUUUGAAAUAUGUUAACGCAAAUAAAGUGGGUGGGGGGCAUUCUGGGGGCAAAAAACAGCUUUUUCUUCUUUUGACUCAGUAUUAAAAAGGGACCAACUUGCCCAAAACAACAGGUCUGAGAAGUUCGAUGGGUGUCUCAGGUUUCUUGUGGAUUGGCCCUUUGGUUUCCAAAAAGACAAGAUAUGCUUAGGAUUCACUCACUGACCCAAAAGAUGUUCCUUCUCUUUGGCACAUGUUCCUUACUACGUGUUCUCCACAUGCCGGGGCUCCUCUACCUCAACACCAGUGUUUCUCAACCAUGUAUAUCCCAGACCUCCUGGGUUGAAUCUAUAGUUGGUUUUCUGCUACUGUCCAAAGAUUGUUUUGUUGAGUUUGACUUUAUAGAAUUUGUAUUAUGAAAUCAAUAGAUAUUCUGAAUAUGCUUUAUCAAAGGGUAUCUCCUUAGCCACCAUCCCCACCCCACCUCCUACCCCCUCCUACUGUGAGAAUCACUGCCGUGAACCAGUUUUCUGAA